CGAAAAGACCACAUGGUAGUUAAAUCUUUCUCCCGACCACACCGUCUCCGUAGAGUUCGUUGCAGACAAUUUUCGUUUCCUUGCAAAAAUUUCAAAUUUACCGCAUCAAGCGCUUUGGGAAAAAUGUCAUUGGAAAAAGACAUAAAGACCCUCCGGGCGGAGCUGAGCGUAUUGAAGGACAAAGCCUUGUACGGCCGGCCGCAACCCCCGGGAAGCUCGUCUUCGGGUGGCGGAAUAAAAGCGACGCGAAAGCGAGCGGACUUCGACAGUUCUUCGGAACGAGACUCGGAUUGCAGUACCGACGCUUCCGUGAAAGAAAAGCUUUUACGCAGUCAGCACUUCUACGAUGUCUUCAGGUAUUAGGAGGGUACAAUAAUUGGAAUUAUCUUUUUAUUUGUGUCUUGUUUAUUUUCUCAUAGUCUAGUGCUAGAGGUGGUAGAGGUUCCAUUGAUAGGAUGACGAUGAUCAGGUAUUAAUUCAAGAUCAUUCAAAAAUCGCGUUCCGAACACAAACAAGAUACACCCUGUCAAGAAGAAGCAUCUCAGACAAGCUUUAUCAUCAUUUUCAUUUCUCUACAACAGGAACCGCAGCGGCAAGCGGUUCGAAACGAGGACUGCACCAGGGCGGAACACGGCGUCGAGAUUGGUCAUGCUCCGCCAACACGAAGGGAACAAACCAAAUUUGGACAGCGAAGAGGAUCCUGAUCCCGCGCUCAACUCAGCCUACCUGCGGAAGAUACCGAAGCAAGGAUCGGCUACUUCUAGUUCGUCCGCGUCCUCGUCUAGCAGUGCCAGUGCCGCAUUGUUCAACGGGCAGCAGCACAGAACGAGCAACUACAAGCCGUCUGCUUGUUUUUCCAAGAAGAACUACAACAAAAGUCAAAAUCGUUUCCACCGGCGCCGACAGGAGCCACUGGAGGACGACGAGACCCCCCUGGACCCCGGCACUCGCCGAGCGAGGAGCAGUUCUCUAUUCCAGCGAAACGGGGGGCAGCGCGAAAUCGCCGACGUGAACACGACGUCGAGUCAACUCGACCGCAGCCUCUUCGGCCACGGGGGCGGCGGAGAGGGGCUGGUGACGCCGAAGGUGGUGCAAGUGGAUCAUCAGGCUGCGUUCCAGGAUAAAAAUCCUUUCUCUGGGAGUAGAGAAACAAGAAGUGGGCGAAAAAGAAACAAGCUGAACAACAGCAAUUCAUCACCAAGUAGUAGAAAUUAUAAGCACAAGCCGGCACUCGACUGUGGCACGCAGCGGACCCGGUCGCUGAUCGAGUAUGUUAGGGAUCUGGAGAACAAAGAUGAGGAUAAUCAGCGGGAAGAAAGGAUGCACACCAACGCAGAUGGAGAUCCUCGUGAAAGCAAUAAUUUGUUUCCACCGGAUGGCUACAACAACAAGUACAGCAACAGCAAUCUAAACCGAUCGCUCCAGAUUUACGAGCACGAGGCGACGAUCCGACGGGGGCGAAAUAAAUCUGUCGACCACGUAAAGAACAACCGAAAACCGCUGUCGCAGCAGAUUGACAGCGAUUUGGAGUACGUGUCCAGCCUUCCGCCGUCGCCCAUCCGCACGAACGACCACCUGGAGCGCGAAUGGAGACUGCUGAAGCAGGAAGUGAAGAAAACGAAAAACAAUAAAACCAGCAGGAGCAGUUGUAGAACAGCUGCAGUGGAAGCCGUCGCUCCUGUGUACUGCAACGAAUUGUAUGAUGACGACAGAUUUCAUUCCCAAUCGCAAUCGCAGGCGCGCUUCGUCCCGCUGGCAGAUCCGGCACCGCGCGAGGGACUGGGGCAGUCUUUCGCGCCGGGUGGAACUACACGAACAACAACGAGACCCGGAGGAGGAAAUUACAAACCAGGAGCCGGCACGACACGUAGAAGUACUAGAGCCAGCAACAACUACGUUGCGCCCUCUGCUUCUACGCAGAUGAACCUCCGGACAAGAGCAGGACAACUACAACAUCCGUCUCAAGAACGUAGAAGUUCUACAACAACGACCCGGCCCGCAAAGGUCACGAAGAUCCGACUACCGCUGACGGACUAUGUCGGCAAGAAGCCGCAAGAAGAUGAAGGCAACAUCAAUACAGCAGCAGUUGGUAGGAAAGUUACGUCCGCAUCAAGUAGAAGUGGAGGGAGCAGCGGACCACUGUCAAAAACACAUCCGGCCCAAUCCCCACCCUUUCUGUUCAUGCCGGAGCCCGCGGUGGGAACAAGCAACUCGGUGCACCACAGCAAGCAGCUGAAUCCGGUCGGGUUUCUGAGCGACACCGGUUCGAAGCCGGGACACUGGGCCAGUGGCAGUGGCCACCACGACUUCAACGCGUAUCACCACCACGGCGGCGAGCGUCACCACGCCGGCGGCGGGGACCGGCGGGACCCGGAUAAGAUGCAGGCGUACUCCUCGGCGGCGCAGUUUAACAUCCGGAAAUUGUCGCGAACAUCAGGAUAUCCUGUGCAAAAGUAUCGUACUCGUAGUAAAUUGCAACUAUGCAUGACAAAUCUUCUUCCUAAGGUAAAACAGCUUUCCAUUUCUAAUGCUGAGGCAAUUUGUAUUGCGAUUUAUACUAUGACGAUACUUUUGCAAUGCAUACAGGAGGGGUGAACAACCCGAAUAGAGCGUUCCAGCCGCCGUCCCGACAAAAGCAGGCCUUCAACAAGUACCGUACGCCGGCAUUGCGGGGAGGGAUCCGACCGGUCCGAGCGAAAUCGACAUCGGCGAUACGUUCGGCGUACGGAGGCGGAGCGGGUGGUGGAUCAUCAUCUUCACGUGCGGGGGCCGACAGCAACUACACGCGGUCUACAGCACCUGCUGCUGCUGUGGUACCCCCACCCGCUCCCGCAGCCUCCACAGGACCUACGAGAAUGGUGCAAGAUGAACAGCCUGGUGGGUUGUCCUCGUCGUCAGCCCUCGUGGGCUCUGGUACAACUACGGCAAAUGGAGCAAUUGGAACGACAGCAGGGCCAGUAUCCCCACCCGGAGUUGGUUUCGGGUCCAGCAUUCCUCCGCCUGAGCUAUCAAGUGCAAAAAUGUCCGGGUCUGGAAGACUGCGAGAUUUGUCAUGCUUGUCUGGGAUGACCAAAAAGUUUGUGAUGCGUGUUCAAGAAGAGACCCCCUUGCCUGUCAUGCAAAAACGCAGUUUGUCAUGGGAAAAACGCAACACAAAGAAGCGCAGAUAUUUCUGAUGCUUGGCUGUGCAUUACAGAGCAUUCCCUAUUCCCAACGCAGCAUCACAAGUUUCCAGACCCAGACAUUGUUGACAUUUGAUAUGAGCCAGAGAAGGACGACCGGCCGCCCGUGGCGGACGUGCGGGAGCAGCGGAUGUGGAGCACGGACAUAAGAACAGCGAGAAAUUUGGUUCCAAAGCUGCAGUAUCCUGUGCAAAAGUAUCGCACUCGUACUAGUCGCAGUCUGGCAUGACAGAUCCGCCUUGCUACCUGAACCUGCAUGACAAAUUUUUUUUUUUUUUCUGGGAAAAUUUGUCAUGCGGUUUACACUAAUACGAUACUAUUGCAAUGCAUAUGCAGCAGCGCACGCGGCUCUACGAUUCUCACCGGCAGAGCGCGGCCCCCGAGGUGGGGCCGCAGGGCGUGAACAUCCAGGGGCUCCAGCACGCACCGGACGGGUUAGCGCCGACGGCGAUGACAUUUACGGAGCGGAGGCUGGAAGCUAAGCAAGAUCAAGAGAGUACUUAUGAACUUGCGAUGUGAUUUGUUGUUACUUACUGUUUCUCUCAUUUGAUGUGUUGACAUUUAAAUUUAUCCCGUGUAGCAAAACUACGUUUUAAAAACCUAAUAUCUGCUUCAGGAAACCGCGACAUUGCAGCGCGAAACGUGAGAAUAGCGCAACAGAAGCACGAAGCGCGGGCUCGACAGCGGUCCAACCUUGCUGCGGAAAUGAGCAGCGUUUCGCAGGCAGGUACGGUACUUGAGCUUCCUUGUCAACGUGUUUAUUUCGAUGGUAUUUGUGUUAGAGACAAAUUGGUGACGAAGUGAACAAGCCAUCUCCACAGAGCAACGGAACUUUUCCACCACGAGAGGAAAGUAGACACUACCACAACGCCGAACCAUGCAAAUAAUCAAUUCCACUUUGCACAGGUAACAGCAAGAAGCUGGACCUGAGCAGCGUGUUCCGCAGACAAACCGCGCCGGUGACCGUGUUGAAACGCGUCGUCUCUCCGCAGACCGCUAUCAAAUGUAAAAGUGUCUGGGUCUGGAAGAAUGCAACUUGUGAUGCUGAAUUUGGAUUCCAGAAAAAUCUGCAUUGCAUGAGCAGCAAAGGGGGUGCAAUUUUUGCUACGCGGAGAGGGCAUUUGUCAUGCGGAAAAGGCAUCGCGAAGCCCUCAAAAAAUCUGUGAUGCUAAGGCAUGCAUCACAGACAUCAUGGGUCAUGGAAAAUAUGCAUGACAAGUCUCAGAAUCUUCCAGACCCAGACAUUUUUACAUUUGAUAACCGCGGAACCCGAGCAAAUCACGAAGUCGAAAGCGUACUCCCGGCCCGCAAGCGUGGAUAUCAAAUGCAAAUAUGUCUGGGUAUGGAAGAUUCUGAGACUUGUCAUGCACGUUUUGCACGAGCUAUGAUGUCUGUGAUACAUGCCCUAGCAUCACAGGUUUUUUGAGGCCUUCUUGAUGCCUAUUGCGCAUGACAAAUACCGUCUCUGCGUAGCAAAAAAUAGAAUCCUUUUGCUGCUCAUGCAACACAAAUUUUUUAGACAUCCAAAUGCAGCAUCACAAGUUCGCUUCCUUGCAGACUCAGACAUAUUUGCAGUUGAUAGUGGACCCCAAAAAGCAUCUUACCGGCGAGACCACGUUCCAGCGUAGAGGGAUCCCGAAGUACGACUACAAGGCACCUGGAUCGAGGAUCACCAGCCCGGGACGGAGUGUCACGUCCUCGCCAGGCGCGGGUCGCCGGGGGUCCUCUGGCCGAAGUCCGCAGCGACGGUCCAGCUUUUCCCAAUCCAGCCCAAGAAGGAGCAGUGGAACUACAAACAACGGCCGCUCUCGCAGUCCUGCGCGCCAAAAGCGGAAAAACAGCUAUUUGGCUUCGUACACAGCGAAGAAAAACCAGUGGCGGGGCAGCGGCUCGCCCCCGGGCGCGGGACCGGCGUAUCAAAUGCAAAAGUGUCUGGGUCCGGAAACUUGUGAUGCUGGGUGUCAUUCGCACUUGUUGUGGUGGCAACAAUUAUGCGAUGCCAAAACCUUUUUUGAUCGCAUACCUAUUUACUAGCGCUUACGUAUAAGUAGCCAUACUAAGUUUUCCAAUUUAGCUUUUCAGUAGUGACUACGUAGUCGCGAUUUAUUGGUUUUAGUAGGCCUAGAAAAGGCACAGGGACGGACUGCCCUUAGACCUCCGAUGUGAUGCUGGGUGGCGUAUCAUGAGGAGGCCACAAGUGCUGCCUCAGCAUGACAAGUUUCUGAGCUUUUAGGUGUUGCCUAUUCUGCAUGACAAACUGCGUUUCUGCAUGACAGAAAAGAGGGGUCCUUGGGUAAUGUGCAUGACAAAUUCAAGAGCCAUUUGAGACAAGCAUGAAAAACUUGCAUUCUUCCAGACCCAGACAUUUUUGCACUUGAUACGGCGGGAUACAACGCGAAACUGGCCUACCCCGCGAUGAAUCCCCCUCCUUCGACCAGACCCCCGAUCCAGUAUCCUUUGCAAAAGUAACGUACUAGUCGUAUGAAUUGUAGUUGUCAGGCAAAUAAAUUGAAUACCUGCAUGACAAACACCAUUUUUGUUCGUUGAAAAAAAGAUGGUCUUCUUGCAGUUUGAACCUAGAGGUGCGAUACUGUUGUGAUGCAUAUCCAGCUGGAGCCGCCGAUGUCGUGGGUUGCGCCUAAAGCGGUGGAGGAGGCACGGACGUUGCGGAAAGCGGUCAAUUUAUUGCGGCAGGAAAAUGCAACGCUGCGGAGGUUUAUCAACAGCAACUUUAUUGUGACACACAGCCCGCGGAAGGAUCCGGCACGGAUUGUGUGAAAUGACCAUGCAUGGAUGCAAUCUCUGACACCCACUUCCACUCCACAGCCAAGUUGGUAGUGCAGGACCAGUUUUUCUAACGAGAAUAUAGCUUCAGCGCACACUGUCUGACGUGGCCAAGAAUAGAACCGAU
Amoebophrya sp. A120 is the source of this 6093-nucleotide messenger RNA. Lineage: Eukaryota; Dinophyceae; Syndiniales; Amoebophryaceae. The record is from the annotation of a GenBank genome assembly.